Messenger RNA from Sardina pilchardus (European sardine), 3889 nucleotides. RefSeq names its product solute carrier family 16 member 6b (gene slc16a6b). The transcript has 6 exons. Gene Ontology annotation, molecular function: monocarboxylic acid transmembrane transporter activity. Gene Ontology annotation, cellular component: plasma membrane. NCBI's taxonomy places the organism in Eukaryota, Metazoa, Chordata, Actinopteri, Clupeiformes, Clupeidae. The record is from RefSeq and is a predicted model, not a curated record. Gene Ontology annotation, biological process: transmembrane transport; monocarboxylic acid transport. Bases 315 to 1958 code for a protein of 547 amino acids.
UGAAGCUGCUACAUGGGUUGGUGGUCCUGAAGAUACCUUCUUUAUUUUGAUUGCAAAGCGAAAUGUACUAUCAUGUGUAAUUUUAAAUUGCUUACAAGGAUAGAUGUUUCUAUUUCCGCAAGACGAAAGGGGAAAGUCAGACUACCCUAUCAGCACUGUUCCUAGACGGUUUCAAAAUAACUGAUUAUGGUAGCAAGCUAGCACACAGCAGACUAUCUAACAAAUCCCAUCAAGACGUAUAAGCUAGUGAUAGUUUACUGAAAACAGGGCGGGCUUGAUUCACGAAAACCUCGAACGACACUGCACAGGCAACUAUGAUGGGACUGUUGUCCUCGAUGAAGGGGUGCAUGGGGCCCAACGUGUACUCAGAAGUGCCCGACGGAGGCUGGGGCUGGGUGGUGGCCGUGGCGUUCUUCUUCGUGGAGGUUUUCACCUACGGCGUCAUCAAGAGCUUCGGCAUCUUCCUGCAGGACCUCAUGGCCGAGUUCGAAGAGACCAACAGCCGGGUCUCGUGGGUGCUCUCCAUCUGUGUCUUCAUCAUGGCCUUCACAGCUCCCCUCUCCACCGUGAUGAGUAACCGCUUUGGGUAUCGGCCCGUUGUCAUGGUCGGCGGAUUCCUCAUCAGCUUGGGCACCAUCAGCAGCGGUUUCGCCACCUCCAUCAACGAGAUGUACAUCACUGUGGGCGUUGUCUCAGGCCUGGGCUACUGCCUGACCUUCCUGCCCACCAUCACCAUCCUCUCGCAGUACUUCGACCGCCGCCGCUCCAUCGUCACCUCCAUCGCCUCCUCUGGGGAGUGUGUCGCCAUCUUCGCCCUGGCUCCAGCCUUCACUGCCAUUAAGGAUGUGAUUGGUUGGCGCUACUGCAUGGUAGUCAUUGGAGUCCUUCAGAUGAGUGUGAUUGGCUGUGGAGCUGUGCUUCGACCAAUCAUCAUCAAGCCAAAACAAACUGACGGCGACUCGUCCAGCUCCCCUCUAAAGGAACCGCAGGGAAAGUACGAGCUGGAGAACGAGCUCACCAUCAACUCUGUGGACUCGGGGGUGCAGUCGCUAUCUGGCUCACGCGCCAACCUGAACAACGGCAGCCAAGAGGGGGCCUCCCCUGACAAGAAGAGCCUCGCCAAGGCGGAGGAAGAAGAGCAGCGGGCCUGUCUGAAGAAGGCAGAGCAGGGCGAAGGACACGGAAAGGCCGCGGCAGAACCGUCGGAGCCGAAAGGCGGCGGCGCCCCCAAGCUGCUGGACUUCUCGGUGCUGCGCGACGGCGGCUUCGUGUGCUACUCGCUGUUCGGCCUGUUCGCCACGCUGGGCUUCUUCGCGCCGCAGCUCUACGUGAUGGAGCUGGGCGUGUCGCGCGGCAUGUCCCGCGACGCCGCGCCCGCCCUGCUCUCCACCAUGGCGGCGGCCGAGAUCGCGGGGCGCCUCUCCGUGGGCUGGCUGCUCACGCGGCUGCCCCUGCGCAAGCUCAACGUGCUGCUGCUGUGCACCGCGCUGCUGGCCGGCGUCCUGGUGGCCUUCACGCUGGUGCCGGACUUCUGGGGCCUGGCGGCGUGCUGCGCGCUCUACGGCUACCUGCUGGGCACCGUCUGCUCCACGCACAUCCCCAUGCUGGCCGAGGACGACGUGCUGGGCAUCCAGCGCAUGCCCUCCGCCGUCGGCGUCUACGUCUGCAUCCAGAGCUUCUCUGGGCUGGCUGGACCACCCCUUGGAGGUGUCCUGGUGGAUAAGACGGGGAACUACGGCUCAGCCUUCUACUCGUGUGCAGUGGGCAUGGGCCUGGGGGCACUGUUCCUGGGCCUGGUGCGCCCGCUCAAGCUGGGCUUGUGCCGAGGCCGGCGGAAGGGCCAGAGCGCGGAGAGCAGCCCCUCACGGAGCUCGACGGACAACCCCGUCGACUUCCUGGACGUGGAUCUGGCGGUUGAGGGCAGCCCCGCCAAAAGCAAUGACCAAAGUGUGGCGUGAGUUCAACCUCACAAGACUGUCAACUGCCAUUGGGAACAAGUCCAACAAAGACAAGGACGGAACAGAUAUCAAGAUGAGGCAGGAGGAUGAUGAGGUGGAGAUGGUUUGUGUUUGUAAUGCAGACCAUCUGUAUGAAAAUAGACAUGUCUAAGAGACCACAGUGUCUCAAUUUUUUCUAUUUUAGACAUCCUGUCGCUGCUUUUAAUGUGCAUGAGUCAUAAGGCACAGGCACACUACUCAGUGAAGACCGCAUGGUCCAACUGAUCACUCCAAAUGCUCGUUUUAACGACACCUUUCACAUUUCUUAUCCAAACAACGUCAGAGAAACACACAUACACAAGUAUGAAAUCGGUCAGACAAAUGGUUCGAGAGAUGUGAGAAGACCAGACAGAUAGACAAGACGUUCCUGAAAUGAAUAGAGUAUUUAUCAAUCUAUGGUUUAGAAACAAUGAGUGAGAGUACUGUAUUCUACUUCUCAGGAAUUGCCACGGUCAGGGCGAGAUUGGAUCAGGGAUCCUACUGUAGUUAUUUUCUUAGAUCUCUCAAGAUGUCUGAAGCUGACUACUCAAGAGGUAAAACAGAUAUUUUUCACGGGCAGAAUAAGAUGGAGCGAUUCGCGGAUGUGUAGAUAAGCAGCUUUCUGUUCUUACUCGGCUUUAUGCAACAUUAUUUCAUACCCAUUUCAUAUAGUUUUGCAGAUUCAAGCCAGGAAAACACCUGGCUUGAAUCAGGUCUAUCACUCCAUUUGUGAAGUUAAACGAGAACAGGGAAGGAUACCGUCAUUUGGUCCCUUCUUACUGGCUUUAUCAUUAAUUGAAUGUGGUUGGACACUGGCUUUUGAUGUCACACUGCUGUGAAGCUCUGUAAAUGGUUCUAGUGACCCCCCCCCCCCCCCCCCCCCCCGCUCGUUUCUAUGACAACGACCCACAAUGCACCUGAUUUUAUGUCAGUAGCCGGGGCGACGGAGUCCCACAGAGCACCCGCAGGUCUUCCGUGACCCAGAUGGCGGCACUGACCUGGAUGGUGAUGCUGGCCCUGAUGUGGCGCCAUGAUGCAGGUCAAGAGGGUCAGAAUUCCAGAAUCACCAUCUAUGUUUUCACUAUUCUGUGUGACUUCUGGUGCUUUGGUGUUUACCAGAGAAGAUUUCCAUCCCAUCGUCACGGUGCCUAUAUGUCCAUCCAAUGCUUAUACAGACUUCAGCUGAAUUCCUGAGUUGUACAACCAUGCUUUCUCUCACAUCAUUCACGUUAGAUGAGGGGUUUUACUUUUUUAAGGGAGGAAUUUUCAUAUUGCAUUGUACAUUUUCCUUUAUCUUAUUUAUAAAUACAUUCACCCAUAAUCUUAUUUAUAAAAACAGUUGAUGAUAUUUAAACUCACCGCCAAAGAUAGUAGCAGUCAGUCAUAUGUCCAGGGGUACAGAUGAGGCUUUAAAGGUUUGGGGUUGACUCUUGUGCCUUUUCAUUUAAGCUUCCUAGCUCUGUCUGCCUUGUGAACUGUGCAUGAUUGGCUUGGUGUUGAAGGGGGGGAAUGGCAAUAUUUAAACACCAUCCUUUCUACUGAUGAUGUGCCAUAGCACUGAAUUUCAUCUUGUGUAAAUGUAUGUAAUAGAGUAUAUAAGGCUGUGUGUGUACUCAGUGUAUGCAAUGCACUCGUUGUCCUCAACUGAGCCUUCUGAACAAUGAGAUAUCACCUGAAGACUUGAUCCCUUAUCUAGCACACUGUCUGAAUUGUCAUCAGUGUAGUUUAUGUAAAAAUAUCAAAUUACUUGAUAUAAAAUGUAUAGGUUUUUACAUAGGCUACUUCAUGUAUGAGGGCAUUCUAUAUAUUGUACUGAUGAAAGACAACUUUUGUCAAAUGAAAUUCAAUGUAAUAUCAAUGCCUGGAAAUGCUUGACACAAAUGGCUACAAUUGAUUACAAACCUUGUUUACAA